Molecule: messenger RNA, 408 nt
Organism: Rosa chinensis
Lineage: Eukaryota; Viridiplantae; Streptophyta; Magnoliopsida; Rosales; Rosaceae
Product: ribosomal protein S2, mitochondrial-like
Exons: 2
Coding region: 1-408 (135 amino acids)
Biological process (GO): translation
Cellular component (GO): mitochondrial small ribosomal subunit
Molecular function (GO): structural constituent of ribosome
Source: RefSeq, a predicted model, not a curated record
AUGGCCAUCAUCGACUCCGACAGGACCCUCAUCUGCCUUCGCAACGCAAUCCAAUUCAUCACCACCAUGGCCCAGAGAAAACUCCGCUUCAUGUUCGUCAACACCAACUCCCUCUGUUACACCCCAUCCACGAAUACUCUCACCAAGAAGAUCGUCUCCGGCUCCACUCAGCUGUUGGAUUGCCUUGUCGUCUUCAACUCCAAGCGGAAGUCCUCGAUGAUUCUAGAGGCUUAUAGGUUGCAGAUUCCAAUUGUUUGGCUUGUGCACUCUGACAUGGCUAUCGAGUAUUACAACAAGAUCACAUAUUUGAUUCCAUUUUUGGCGGAGCUAAAGGAGAAGUUCAAUGAAGCCGCGAGGAGAAAAGACGUCAAGGGUUCGCAGUGGAAAAGCUUAUGGCCGAGUAUCUGA